UUUACCAGCGACGCCCUGGAAAAUCUUGCACGCGCCAGUCGUGUUUUCUCUGUAGUGUGUCCUCUUUUAUAAAGCUUGUCAUACCUGCAUGUUUAUCUAGUUCACACUGCAUAGUCUCUAUAAUGGCGUCCAAACGCCGGCCGGGGGAGAGUGUGAAGCCGGAGAAGAAGAGGAAGAGGAAGAGGAGUUGUGAGGAACCAGCGGAACUCUGCUCAGUGUUGGAAGACCAGCAGGUGAAGCAGACUGUCAGGGAGGCGUGGGGCCAGAAGACUGCCUGCACCCAGGGGGAUCUGGAGUUGGACUGCCACCCUUUCCCUCAUUGCAUCAUCAGGAACUUCCUCAGCAGCGAGAGCUUCGUGGAGAACCUGCAGAGAGAACUGCUGCAGCUCAACUUCCACGAGAAGUCCAACGAUCUGUACAAAUUUAAACAGUCAGAUGACCUAAAGAAGAGAACAGAGCCACACAUCGCAGGACUGAGGUCAGCGCUGUUUGGGCGUUUCCGCUCCUGGCUGGGGGAAGUGUUGGGGGUAGAGCUGGAGGCCACAGUGGAUAUUUCUUGUGCCAAAUAUGAAUACACAGAUGUUCUUCUGUGUCAUGACGAUGAGUUGGAGGGGAGGCGUGUUGCCUUCAUCCUGUAUCUUGUGCCUCCGUGGGAGGACAGCGACGGAGGAACCCUCGAUCUUUACACCACAGACAGUAAUUUCCAACCGGAGAGCAUAGUGAAGUCACUCGUACCCUCUUUGAACACACUCGUCCUCUUUGAAGUUUCUCCAGUCUCCUUUCACCAAGUGUCAGAGGUUUUGACAGAGGACAAGUGUCGUCUGUCUCUGAGCGGCUGGUUUCACGGGCCCUCUUUGGAGCGUCCUCCUCGCCACAUAGAGGCCCCCGUCCCACGGAGCCUACACUUACCCAGAGACGAAACACUGCUGAUGGAAUGGGUCAAUCCAAUGUACAUGGACAUCUCCUACCAAGAGCAGAUCCAGGAGGAGUUUGAGGAGAACUCUGAAAUUCAACUCAAAGAUUUUCUCCAAGAGGAGAAGUUCAGGGAGGUGAGGGAAGCCCUGCGACUCUCUCAGAUUCAGUGGACGAAGAGAGGUCCGCCUAAUAAGAGGUGCUAUGAAGCAGCCUCUCUGGACACUCUGCCUCAGUGUUUGAGUGAAUGUUUGGAGCUGCUUCGUUCAGAGGCUUUCUUCCUGCUCCUCUCCAACUUCACCGGCCUUCGAUUGCACUACCUGUGUCCUGCCGAUGAUGAGGAUGAAGAUGAAGAUGAAGAGAAAAAGGACAUACAGGAUGGAGAAGCCACGGGGUCUUCAUCCGAACCAUCAUCAGCGAAUACGAGCAGAGAGAAAGAGCCGAGCAUACCUGUGUGUUGUGGUGAAGUGCGUCGAUGGGCUCCUGGCGGAUACACACUGUUGCAUGAUGCAGAAGCAGCGCAGGCAGAGUACGCUCUGGAUCUGGUCUUACCUUUCUGUGGUGCAGACUGGCAGUCAGAGUUUGGGGGCUUCACGUGUUAUGUUGCUAACGAAGAGGAUGAGGAGCUCCUGACAGUUUAUCCAGAGGAUAACUCCCUCGCCCUGGUCUACAGAGACAAAGAAACCCUCAAAUUUGUCAAACAUGUCAACCACAAAAGCUUGUCUGAGUCUGCUGACAGUUCUACCCGCAGAGCUUUUUAUGACUUCUCUUUUGUGUACUAUGAAUAAAUAUAUAUAUAUUUUAUAACUAUCUAUUGUGUCUCUUGACAUCUUUGUGUCAUCUUCCUAAAAUGUAGUGUACAUGUUUAACACAAACAGUAACAUGUACAGAUUCACAGGUGCUGCCUUUCUUCUUGGGAGCUAUUUGGGUUUAGUGUUUUGAACAAGGACACAACAUUUUUUAUUUUAUUAAAAUCAUUUAUUGAUAUUAAAGAGUGGUCAAAACAAACUACAAGGUGACAUAACCUUUUACACCAAUUUUAACUCGCUCUUAUUUAUAAAUUACAGGUUGUGAGCUAAAAAAGGUUAACCUCACAUCAAUGAGAAGAUAAGGGAGUGUAGAUGAGACAAGACGGCUCUAAUAUUAAACUAAAUUGUUAAACAUGAGACAAGUCAAUGAAUGUGAAAAAACAUUUUUACUGUAGUUUAUAAUGUACAUGUAAAGAAUUUGGUUAAUUUAAGUAACUGUGGGUUGAAUUAAAUUGUGUAUGCUAAAAACUUGGGGCUUGAGCUUGAAAAUAGUGUUAAUGAAAAGAGAAAGAUACUGAUAUCAGAAUAAAAAAAACUGUAAAAAC
Trematomus bernacchii (emerald rockcod) is the source of this 2266-nucleotide messenger RNA. RefSeq names its product 2-oxoglutarate and iron-dependent oxygenase domain containing 1 (gene ogfod1). Lineage: Eukaryota; Metazoa; Chordata; Actinopteri; Perciformes; Nototheniidae. The record is from RefSeq and is a predicted model, not a curated record. The coding region runs from base 123 to 1700 and encodes 525 amino acids. Gene Ontology annotation, cellular component: cytoplasm. Gene Ontology annotation, molecular function: L-ascorbic acid binding; peptidyl-proline dioxygenase activity; iron ion binding. The transcript is spliced from 13 exons. Gene Ontology annotation, biological process: peptidyl-proline hydroxylation; regulation of translational termination.